AUGGGAAAAACCUCGCAUCUUGCACUGCUGAAAUCACCACUCUUAAAAGAUUUGGUGACUAUGGAGGAUGAGCACGGAGAUGUGGGUCCCGUGAUUAGUGGUGUUUCAGAGCCCACAGAGAGUUUUACUGUGCCAAAUGAAACCCUAAUGGAAAAUUUGGAAUGUGAGAAUCAAAUUGAUGGGUCUUAUAGCGAGGGAGGUGGAGGUGGAGGUGGAGGUGGAGGGGAGAUAAUGGUUGAAGUUGUGGGGUCUGAUGUUUUUGUUGAUGGAGUCGGUGAUCUUAAAGAGGGUGAUUUAGGGUCAGGGGAAGUUGGAGAGUUGAGGGGUUGUACGCCAGAUAACAGAAAUGAAGCUGCGACGCAUGAUUUUCUGGAGGUUAUAAAUGCUUCAACUGAAGUCGCUGAAAAUAAGGUUGAGGAAAGUGAGGGGACUGAGAGUAAGGUUAAGGAAAUUGAGGGACAAGAGACGGUACUGAGUAGACUGAGCCACAUUGCAGAAGAAGUAGAGGUUAGGUUCAGAGUGUCUGUUGACGAAGGGGAUCGUGCAGUUUGUGAUUUGGGGUCACAAGGAGAUCAUGAGGCAUGGAUUCCCGGGAAUGAAGUUGUUAUGGAGAAAUCUGAUGUUAUGGUUAGAGAAGACGGGGGCAGUAAACAAGAAGCAUCUGAUAAGGAUGGUGCAAAUAAUGCAACUCCCGAAAUUUUGGACCAUCCUGUAGAAGUUGCUGUUGGGGAGAAAGAUGUUGCGGUGCACAAAGAAGAGAUGUUGCAGUUAGGUGAUAAUGUUGCAAGUGAUGAUACAUUGGUAAUAGAUUCUAUACCCUCUCUCGAGAUGACUGAUGCAGCUGCUGGCAGUGAGGUUUCACCUGUGGAAGCAUCCCCGAACCUGAGUUGUGAAGUUCCCAAUAUAGUUCCAUUUGAUGGGAACGAGAAGAGUGUUGGAGAAGUUGCUUUAGUUCGUGACGGCUCAGAGCUCAUUAUUGAAAAGACCAAUAUGGCAUCGAAUUUCAGCGUUUCAGCUUCAGAUCAUGAAACACAAGUUUCUGGUAGAGACGUUUUACCCACAGGGACAUUUGUGGUUGGUGAUGUUUUUGACAGUUUAAACGAGGACUCGAUUCUUAAACCGGAUGUCAUAGUGUCUGAUUCUAAGGAUGAGAAUCUAGGCUUGAAAGAUUUUGAUAGCAUGAACUCGGGGACAGAACAUGGAAAUAACAGUGUUCCACAUACUGGUUCUGAGUCUAUUCACGAACAAACUUUUGUUUGUGAAAGAAGGGAAGUUACGACCAUGGACGUUGAUGGGGUGCUGGAUGUCAAAGAGGAAGGAUCAGGUAUUGACUCGUCAGAUAUGACUUGCCCUAGCAAUGACAAAAUCUUGAAGAGUGAUGGGAACUUUGAAAAUGACACGGCACAAAGAAACAAAGUGUCGUGCAAUGAACCAACAGAAUCUGCUGAUGGAGUUGAUAAUACUGUGAUAGAUGAAGACAAGCUUCUCAAGGUUAGAGGUGAUACGGAUACGAUGAAUAGUCAAGUUAUCUUGACAGGAUUAAAGCUAAAUGUCUCAAAUACAACAAACUCAACUCUUCUAGGAGAUGAAUAUUUGGUGCAAGCUGACUCAGGAAUGAAUACAGACCAGCUUCUGGCUGCCACAGCAGAGGUUGGAGUGAUAAAUGAUCAGAAAGUUGCAAACUCCGACAAAGAUUUGGAUAGAGAUGCAUUUAUCCAAAAAGAUGAUAAGGAGAUCGUUGCUGAAGCUCCAUUGCAAUCUUUAUACAAGCAUCCAGGUACUGUUAAAAUUCUCGCUGCUGAUGCUCCUGCCGAGAAUACUCAUCUUUCCACCGAAGGUGAAGAAUCAAAGACUGAGACGACUGGUGUGCAAAUGGCAGAUGAUGAUGUUAUGGUGAAUGAUUCUGCUGUUGGUGCUGAAGUUGGGGUUGGCAACUUUGUUGAAGAGAAUAGAUCCAUUCAAGAUGGUAAACAAGAGGGUGCCAUCCAAAUAACCGAACAGUUCACUCGUGCACUUGAUAAGGAUGAGAUCAAGAAUCAUAUAGUCGAUAAUGCUAUAUCAAAUAAUGGGGCUAACAUAGAGGUUGUUUCCGAGGAUGCCAUUAUGACUGGAUUAGAAGUUGCAGUUGGUCCCAAUCCUUUCUGUGGCCAGAGUAAUUCCGGCUGCCUCUUGCCGGAGACAAAUGAACAGUUGGAGAUACCCAUAGCCACUGAUGACAUUUCUCUGGUAGAUGGAAAUCACACUGAGGCGAAUUAUGUGUUCAAUGUGGUUUCUACUGAAGGGGUGAAUCAGGCUAUUGAAGCAGAAGAUGGAUCUGGCACGAUAAGUGGCAACAAUAUUGUGCUGGGUCAUGCUUCUGAACCAAAAUUUAUGGAAGAGCAGCUAGAAAGAGAAGACGACGACAAAUAUCAAGUGGAGGAAGAUGAUUGUAAGGAGCCAAUAAUAGGAAUUGAAGAGCAUUCUUCAGAGACUGACCAAUCAAAGAUAUCAAAUGAGGAACUUUUGUCAUCUGUAAGCUCAAACCGAUCUCGUUAUCUAUGGCUUCCAGAAAAUGAAGGUCAGCUAUCUAUAUCUGAUCUAGUCUGGGGUAAAGUCAGAAGCCAUCCCUGGUGGCCUGGACAGAUUUUUGAUCCUGCUGAUGCUUCGGAGAAGGCGAUGAAAUAUUACAAGAAAGACUGCUUUUUGGUAGCCUAUUUUGGGGAUCGAACCUUUGCAUGGAAUGAUUUAUCUGUAUUGAAGCCUUUCAGAUCUCAUUUUUCCCAGAUUGAGAAGCAGAGUAAUUCAGAAGCAUUUCAAAAUGCAGUUGAGUGUGCCUUGGAAGAGAUUUCUAGACGGGUAGAGUUGGGUUUGGCCUGUCGUUGCCUACCACAAGCAGCCCUUGAUAAGAUUGAUGUCCAGACUGUAGAGAAUACUGGUAUACGUGAAGAAUCGAGUAGAAGAUAUGGUGUGGAUCGAUCUACGAAAGCAACUUCCUUUGAGCCCACCAAGCUUUUGGACUAUGUGAAGGAAUUGGCACCGGCGGCAUCUCAUGGGGCUGAUCGACUGGAUCUUGUGAUUGCCCGAUCUCAAUUGUUGGCAUAUAGUCAUUAUAAGGGUCAGCAUACACAGAUUGAAUUUGUCUUCUCUGGAGAAUUGUUGGAAAAUGAUGCUCACACACAAUUGAGUGAUGCAGUUGAUGAUUCCUCGGGCAAGGCUGCUUCUCAUAAACGGAAAGACACUCCAAUGGAUAGCUUGCAACCGAGGAAGAAAGAGAGAACUUUCAAAGAAAUAAUGGGUGACAUAGCAUAUUCCCCUGAUGGUGAAGGUGAGUCGGAUGCGAAAGAUUUGAGCAAGUCAGUUUCCUCGUCUUCUGGUAGGAAACGUAAAACGCUUGAUUCUUUUGCUGAUGGAUCAGAUCCUAGGGUAAUCGGUCAUGAUGCAAAAGUAUCUACUACUACAUCUCCAACACCUAAGCCUUCAUUUAAAAUUGGCGAAUGCAUCCGUAGAGUAGCGAGCCAGUUGACUGCGCCCACAUUGUCAAGUUCAAAAGGUAACACUGAUCAAACAGGAAUUGAUAGUGGCCCACAGAUCAAUGAGCACCAUGAAGAGGGAAGUACAGUUGUUCCUGAAGAACAUUCUUCUCUAGACGAGAUGCUAUCACAACUUAAACUGGCAGCACAGGAUCCCAAUAAAGGUCAUAGCUAUUUAAGAUCAAAUAUUACUUUCUUCACAGGUUUUAGAAGUUCGAUUGCUUUGAAUCGGCGAGGUAGAAAGAAAAAGGCUUCUCUUGCUGCUGAUGGGACUGGAGAAUUUGAAUUUGAUGAUGCGAAUGACUCUUAUUGGACGGACAGGAUUGUCCAAAACUAUUCCGGGGAGCAACUUUUGCAGGCUAGGGAGAACGGGGGAGGACAAUAUCCGCCAGUGCCAUACGAUCCGGAAAAAUAUCAAAAUUCGGGUCGCAGGCCGAACUCUAGAAAGCGAUAUUCCAGGGGGAACCUUGUAAAGGCAUCAGAGGAAUCAAACGAGUAUGUUAAUAAGAGGAAGCAAGAGUCUUUGCCUGCGGAACUUGUACUAAACUUUGCAGAGAGAGAUUCUCUUCCAUCAGAAAUCAAUCUGACUAGAAUCUUCAAGCGUUUUGGACCAUUGAUGGAAUCAAAGACUGAAGUUGAUCGUGAUUCUGGCCGUGCUAAAGUUAUCUUUAAGAAUGGUUCUGAUGCAGAAGUUGCUUUCAGUAGUGCUGCAAAGUUCAACAUUUUUGGUCCAGUGCUCGUUAAUUACCAGCUCGUUCACUCACCGGCAACCUCUGUACAGUCUUUUCCGCUUGCAAUAUAUCAAGGCCAGGAGGAUGCAACUUGA
Messenger RNA from Fraxinus pennsylvanica, 4335 nucleotides. The record is from the annotation of a GenBank genome assembly. Lineage: Eukaryota; Viridiplantae; Streptophyta; Magnoliopsida; Lamiales; Oleaceae.